This is a messenger RNA of Purpureocillium lilacinum, 1005 nucleotides long. The record is from RefSeq and is a predicted model, not a curated record. NCBI's taxonomy places the organism in Eukaryota, Fungi, Ascomycota, Sordariomycetes, Hypocreales, Ophiocordycipitaceae.
AUGGCAGGAAGCGCUUGUUGCCAGGAGCACAUCUCCAAAGCCGCGACGGCAAAGGCAGGAUCGGGCACGGCCCGCCCGGAGGAUCAUCGUCUUCGUCCGGCUAUUACCUUCUUGGUCCCGGUGCCUCCGGCCCCCACGCCAGUCCUCACAUCCUUGCCUUCCCUCACAACAUCGCCCGCCGUGCGGGGUCUUGCAUGUCUCGCUGGACCGCGGCCGGUGCCGCCGGUUCUUUGGGUUGCGGCUGAAGGCUCGGGACGGCCACCCGUCGCCUGGUUGUCGGCCACAUCACCCCGACUCGGUCUCGCAAAAGCCUUCCUUGCUGACCACCACGUCCUUCUGAGGCCUUCAACACGACCAGGGCUCUGGCUGGAUCAGGGCCGGACAAUUCAGAUUCCAGACUGGUGUGCAUCGCGCCGCCCACGUCCCCGCUCUGCCAUCACAACCACACCGCGCCCAUCUCAGCGGACAGCCUCUCCUCUGGCCUGUGCCACACUGCCCCGGAUGGGCUGCGCAGAAUGGACAGCUUGCUCUCGCUGCGGCCGGUCGAGGCAUCACACGACGGCGGAACCCUGCUGCCGGCGAUGCUACCUUGCACGUUGCAGCAAGCGUAACCACAGGGAAACAGUGUGUACUGCCUUCAACGCCCGAAGCAGGAAUUUGCCCUUGCACGACAGGCAACCACACAUGAAAUUUUUAGACCUUUUGUCGAGGCCCUCUCCCCCGUGGCUGACGCCGUGCGGUUGGCUGGAACGCCGAUUGUGUUCUGCGUUGUCCCAACCAUGUUCUGACCCGCAUGCUCCGUCCUGCCCGUGCAUGUCGCCCAGUCCGUGUGCUUCUCUUUUCGUCCCCGUGAGUUGCGCCCCCCUCGUGGGUACCCCGUGUUUGAGCCGCCAUGUUCGAUACUUGUUGAGGCUUUCAAGCCGCAAGCGCAGCCCUCGGUGCCUCCGUCCUGUGGCUUCCACCUGGCUUCGGGUCGUUAUCGCGUUUGUGCCUGCAACGGCUUGA